Messenger RNA from Boeremia exigua, 1729 nucleotides. RefSeq names its product UTP--glucose-1-phosphate uridylyltransferase family. The coding region runs from base 195 to 1547 and encodes 450 amino acids. The record is from RefSeq and is a predicted model, not a curated record. Lineage: Eukaryota; Fungi; Ascomycota; Dothideomycetes; Pleosporales; Didymellaceae. The transcript has a single exon. Gene Ontology annotation, cellular component: cytoplasm. Gene Ontology annotation, molecular function: UTP:glucose-1-phosphate uridylyltransferase activity. Gene Ontology annotation, biological process: UDP-alpha-D-glucose metabolic process; glycogen metabolic process.
UCACCGACCCCGCGGAGAAGAAGGUGAGCAUACCCUCCGAACCGCCCUACCCAACCAACUGUCUGUGCUACUCAGAAGAUGUGGCAAUAUGAAACAACUCAUAUGCUGCAUAUUACGAGCAUUCGGCGCAGUUGGCGGGUUGGCUUUUUCGUCACUGAAUCACAUGCUGACCAACGCAGUACUUCGAGACUGAGAUGGACAACUUCUUCGCCCUCUUCCGACGAUACCUGAACGACAAGGCCAAGGGCAACGCCAUUGACUGGAACCGCAUUGCUCCCCCGAAGAAGGAGCAGGUCGUCGAUUACAAUGACCUCGCCAACUCGGAGGCGGUCGAGUACCUGAGCAAGUUGGCUGUUGUCAAGCUCAACGGUGGUCUUGGUACAUCUAUGGGUUGCGUUGGCCCCAAGUCGGUCAUCGAGGUCCGCGACGGCAUGUCUUUCCUCGACUUGGCUGUGCGCCAGAUCGAGUACCUCAACCGCACAUACGACGUCAACGUUCCCUUCGUCCUGAUGAACUCGUUCAACACCGACACCGAUACCGCGAGCAUCAUCAAGAAGUACGAGGGCCACAACAUCGACAUCCUCACCUUCAACCAGUCGAAAUACCCCCGUAUCUUGAAGGACUCGCUUCUGCCUGCCCCCAAGACUCGUGAGUCGGACAUUGCCAACUGGUACCCUCCCGGUCACGGUGACGUUUUCGAGUCUCUGUACAACACUGGCAUGCUCGACAAGCUCAUCGAGCGUGGCAUUGAGACCAUCUUCCUUUCCAACGCCGACAACUUGGGUGCUGUUGUCGAUCUCCGCAUCCUGCAGCACAUGGUUGACUCCAAGGCUGAGUACAUCAUGGAGUUGACCGACAAGACCAAGGCCGACGUCAAGGGUGGUACCAUCAUUGACUACGAGGGCUCUGUCCGUCUCCUCGAAAUCGCACAGGUUCCCAAGGAGCACGUCAACGAGUUCAAGUCGAUCAAGAAGUUCAAGUACUUCAACACCAACAACAUCUGGAUGAACGUCAAGGCCAUCAAGCGUGUUGUUGAGCAGAACGAGCUUGCCAUGGAGAUUAUCCCCAACGGCAAGUCCAUCCCUGCCGACAAGAAGGGUGAGGCCGACAUCUCCGUCCUCCAGCUCGAGACCGCCGUCGGUGCUGCCAUCAAGCACUUCAAGGGCGCCCACGGUGUCAACGUUCCCAGGAAGCGUUUCUUGCCCGUCAAGACCUGCUCUGACCUGAUGCUUGUCAAGUCGGAUCUGUACACUCUGCAGCACGGUCAGCUCAUGAUUGACCCCAACCGCUUCGGCCCCGCUCCCCUCAUCAAGCUCGGCAGCGACUUCAAGAAGGUUUCCAGCUUCCAGAACCGCAUCCCCUCCAUCCCCAAGAUCGUCGAGCUCGACCACCUGACCAUUACUGGCCCCGUCAACCUCGGUCGCGGUGUUACACUGAAGGGUACCGUCAUUAUUGUUGCCACAGAAGGCUCCACAAUCGACAUUCCCCCGGGUUCCAUCCUCGAGAACGUAGUCGUCCAGGGUUCGCUGAGGUUGCUUGAGCACUAGAUGGGAUUCGCGGCGUUGUUGAAGUUUGGUAGAUUCACGAUCACAUAAGUUCCCGGGUCGACUGACCACGAUGGAUGGUUUGCAUGUUUGUAGCUUAGCCAGCCCUUCCAGACGGCGAGGACGUAAAGAUGCACGCCUCGGACGUAUUACGGAUUGUAAUAAUUAAAAGUUGCAUCUCUCAA